GACUUGCAACAGCACUCCACACUCCUGGGCUGGAUGUGCGAAGCUUGACAGUGAGUGAUGACUAUAGCAGAGGCAGCUGAGGCUUAGCUCAGUUGCACACAGGGGGAAAGAGGGAAAAAAGGUUCAAAUUGGAUAUCUGGGCUUUGGUAGCAGGUGCAGUCUCUUUAUUGAAAGGAAUGUUGCCUGAGAGGAUGAAAACUGUUUGAACAUUUCUGGCGUGGAUUUAUUCCUCCUCUUUUGUGUGUUCCAGCCUUUAUUUUUAGAACCUGAAGACAUGGGAUACACCUGGCAUUUAAUGGACUUUUACCUCUACUAACACUAGAUCUGACCCUAAGCACGCAUGUUUAGUUGUUGAGGAACUUCUUCCUCUUUUUAGUUAGCUUUUCACGUCUCCUGCCUAUUCUGAGGCAGGAUAAAUCAAGAGCAAGAGCAAAACAGGGAGAACCGUCGGACCCCAGCCUGCGUGUUCAGACUUCACCCAAGGGACCGUGUGUGCGUUUGCGUGAUAGAGAGGGAGAGAGGGGGACUGGAUGUCAGGAUUAUCUCUUCAGCAGCUCUAACUCGCCCCGGGCGAGCACCAAGUGAAAGAGAAGGAGACGAGGAGGCGGUUGGAGCCUACUGCUGGCUCCUUUCCACCAGUUUCCCACGAGGACUGACAGAGUUCUGACACCUUCACUCGCUGGUAGGAUACAACGACAACAAACAAACAGGAGAGCCGCGACAGGACCACCCUUCACAGUCUGGGUCAGAGGUGACUGGCAGAAGAAUGCUGAUUCCAGGCGUCCACCAGGAAGAUGGCGAUGCGUGGUCAGAGUGCCGCAGCUGUUAGAUGGUUGCCCUUGAUGCUCCUAUGGCAGUGGACAGUUCUGGGUCCCCUCGCCUGGGCCCUGGCCCUAGCUGAGGGGCAGAAUAAGAGCCCUGCCUUCGCCCCCGCCUCCCCCAUAGCGACCGGGAGUGGAGGGCGCCAGGCUGGACAACUGGACUGGCUGCUUUCCGAAAAGGGGCCAUUUCACCGCUGCCCCGAGUACACAGAGUUCAAGGAGCGCUUCCAGCAAGGCUUCUCCACACGCUACAAGAUCUACAGGGAGUUCAGCCACUGGAAGGUGAAUAGCUUGGCAACCGAGAAACGAGACUUCUUCAAGGCUCCGCUUCCCCUGGCGCCUGAGUUCUUGCGAAACCUAAGGCUUCUUGGACGAAGGCCAAGUCUUCAGCAGAUCAAUGAGAACCUGAUCAAGAAAUAUGGGACCCACUUCCUGGUCUCUGCUACACUGGGAGGUGAGGAAUCCCUGACCAUCUUCUUGGACAAACAGAAACUGACAAAGAAGUCAGAAGGAAACGGGAACAGCUCUGUGGUCUCCCUGGAGAUCCUGCACCAGUUGGCCGCCUCUUAUUUCACUGACCGGGAGAGCACCCUUAGAAGGUUGCACCACCUCCAGAUAGCCACAGCCGCCAUCAAGGUAACAGAAACAAGGACCGGGCCCCUUGGAUGCAGUAACUAUGACAGCCUUGAUUCUGUUAGCUCCGUCUUGGUCCACAGCCCUGAAAAUAAGAUACAUCUCAAAGGUUUACAGGAUGUCCUACCAGAGUUCUUGCGUAACCGUUUUGUGGAGGCUGCGCUCAGCUACGUGGCCUGCAACUCUGAGGGGGAGCUCCUGUGUCGCAACAACGACUGCUGGUGUCACUGUUCAGCCAAGUUCCCAGACUGCAACUGUCCCUUUGCCGACAUCAAGGUCAAUGAGGACAACCUGCGGAAGAUCAAGGAGGCAUGGAACACCUUCAACUAUGACUUUAUGGAAUCAGAUGAAUUCAAGGCCUUUCUGAAAAGACUGCCUACUGAGCACUUUUUAAACACAUCCAUGAUUUUCAAGUUCUGGGCUGCAGACUCUGCUCUGCAGAAGCGCCACAGCCAGUUGGAGGCCAGCACCAGUUUCAUCCUCGGAAAAGCCCAGAAGAUUGUCCGGAAACUCUUCACCCUGAGCAAACGCUGUCCCAAACAGCCGAGGAUCAGUCUCCCCCGAGAAAGGACCCCAAGGUUCUGGCUGAACCUGGCCCAGUCUCUUCUCUACUGUAACGAGCAUGGAGUGCUGGGGACCUUCACAGAGGAGGUACAGAGCUGCACUUGCCCAGCUGACCAUGCUGCCUGCCAAGGGACGGUGCCUUGCAUGGUGGGCGAGGGGACUCUCUGCUCCUCCUGUGCCCCAGACAACAUCACCCGGUGUGGGGCCUGCCACCUGGGCAACAUCCUUCAUAUGGGUUCCUGCCGGCCAAACAUCGCCAAUUCUCUGGACCACUACCUGAACUUUGACUUUGACAUGCCAGACGCAGAGGUCAAGUACCUGCUGAGCCGCCUGGACAGCCACAUGGAGGUGCACGCCAUCUACAUCAGCAACGACGUGCGCCUGGGCAGCUGGUUCAACCCGGCAUGGAGGAAACGCAUGCUCCUCACCCUGAAGAGCAACAAAAACAAGUCCAACCUCAUCCACAUGCUGAUGGGAAUCUCUUUCCAGGUGUGCUCCACCAGGAACAGCACUCUAGAGCCCGUGCCUGCCAUCUACGUCAACCCCUUCGGGGGCAGUCACUCUGAGAGCUGGUUCAUGCCCGUCAACCAGCAAGACUUCCCCGACUGGGAAAGAACUAAACUGGACGGUUCGGUUCAGUGUUACAACUGGACGCUGAUGCUUGGCAACAAGUGGAAGUCCUUCUUCGAGACGGUGCAUAUCUACCUGCGGAGCCGCAUCCUGACGGACGACCCCGCCGCCAACGAGACUCUGUUUUACGAGCCGCUAGACCUGGAGGACAACACGUCAAACUUAGGCUACAUGAAGAUCAACACCCUCAAGGUGUUUGGGUACAGCCUGCAUUUCGACCCGGAGGGAAUCAAGGACCUGAUCCUGCAGCUGGACUACCCGUACACCCAGGGCACGCAGGACGCAGCCUAUCUCAUGCUGUUGGAGAUGAGGGACCGCAUCAAUCGCCUGGCCCCUCCCGCACCCCAGCCCCUGGACAUCUUCUCAUGUCUAUUGCGCCACAGGCUCAAGCUGUCCACCAGCGAGGUGGUGCGCAUCAGAGACUCCCUCCAGACUUUCAACUCCAAGCUGCCCAACUCCUCGGAGCUGGAGCUGGGCCAGUUGUGCAGCUAGCUUGGCAUCCACUUGGGAUUCGUGAGGAUGUCAAAACAGUAUGGUAAGCUGCCGGAGUUGCUGCCCUUCAGACGUCAGCCACAUCUCUCUCCGUCACAUGCUUUUUGAGAGCAUGUACUGUACAUAUUCUGGAGUUGGACUCAACGUCUCUAAUUGUCGGGCCUUUUGAGUGUUCUGGCCCUCGUGUUGACAUAGGACUCAGUGAGACUAUGCCACAUUCAGAUGUUUUUUUUUUAUAUAAAACUGAUGUGUUUUCAAAGAGAUUUAAGGUAUAGGAUUUCCCUUUUUGUAACCCCUUUUUGUUUGGCUACAGAUUGACUUGAUUUGAAAGGUAAAACAUUAUGUACUGAAAAGGUUGUUUAUGCUUAGCGGUUUAACUUUGAUAAUCAUCCAGGCAUUGCAGUCUUGGAGUAUUUCAUUUUUUAAUCCUUGCCUUUCCAUUCUAUCUGGUGUUUAAAAUCCUAUAAGAUAUGAAUCUGUGCUAAACAUUCAGUUGAGAAAUGAGUGACGAAUUGUAUUCAGCAUUAUAAGCAUACCAAAAGAAGUUGAGUAUUGCAGCAAACUGAAUUGCAAAAUGUCUUAAAUGUUGAGUUAUCUUUUGAGCUGACAACAAAAUGAAUUAUUUUGACAUGUUGACAAAAGGUCUGUGGAUAGCUCUGUAAAUAUUGCUCCAUCUGAAUCUAGAUGUGAAAAGUGCACAUUGCUUUUUAGAUAAGAACAAAGACCAAAAAAAAUGUUUAUAACAAAAUGAAAUCAUGCCUUAUACAGAGUCAAUGUUCAGAUGAAAAGCACAUAUGGUUAAUUUCAUGUGGUUGUUUAUCAUUUGAAAACAUCAGAAUACAACAUUUGAACUAAAUGUUUUGAAAUAAGCCUCGCCAUAUUUGCAUUCUAAACACAUUGUGGUUGAAGCUUGCCCAAAGGUUUUGAUGAAUUUCAAUUAUUUUUUAUUAUUUAAAGUAACACUUUGACCAUUAUUAUGAAACAUUGACACAUUAUAUAUUAGAUCUGACUUGGAACACAUAGGAAGAAUCCUGGCUGUCAUUUUGUCCUAUUUUGUUGUGAUAUAUUACAUGUCGGACGACUAUGUUUCGUUGAAUUUACCGUGGCAUUAACACUAUAGCCUUUAGCUAUUUGUCAUACUUAUUUUUUUAAAUGACACUCUAUGUUAAGGCUUGUUUAUAGUGAACCAUUACAGUAGGUCUUUCCAUAUCACAUAAAAACAUGAAUAUGAACCUACAGUCCUCUCCUGGAAUACACAUGCUGUGUUUCUUGGAGUUAUCCAGUGUUGUAUUUGACAACUGAGUAAACUAGGAACCUCUUGACAUGGAACAUCACAUUUAAAUGUCUCUGCUCGCCGUGCAAAACGGUGGCACCAUGAAACGAGUACACAUAUUUGCAAUUACACCCUCAGCCUCUGCCUGAUAAGAGUAUGGUCCCUAAUAUAUGGAGAGCAGCAUUUGCUAGGUAAGAAACCAAUUUCCUGGGUUGUCAGCUAGCCUUGACACUAAACGAAGUCGCAUCUCAUCAAACUCACGCGGGCAUAAGAAGAGUAGCCAUUGAAACCUGAGAAGCCAAGGAAACCUGAGACCACUAAUGAGGUGGGAGUUCUUCACUCACAGUUGGUAAAUAAAAGUUAUUCAUCUUAACGUCAUCUGGAAAUCGGCACUUGCCCUUCUGCUAAUCGCCAGGACAGGGGAGGACACCCAAUCAAUCAAGCAGGGUAUAUUACACCGCAGUGUAAACUUUCCAAACCUCCCCACUAGAAAGAGGAGGUGAAAAGGGGCUUGGUUGCUUUUUCCCCACCUCCAAGUGAUUUAUGAUGUUUGGAAAGUCAGAGGAUAGCAGCAGUAAUGUGGCACAGUUGGCGAAAUAAAAUGAGAUCUGUGUGUUGGGUUACUUUGUGACUGUAUACCUGUAGGUCAUUUAACUGGUCAUCAAUUACCUGCAGGAUUUGAGAUUUCAGAACAUGCUAUUACACACAAGCGACAGGGUGUCUGGAGAAUAGAUUCUUGUUGAGACAGCAAAAAGAGAGUGCAGUAGGGAGGGAAUUUCAUUCGUAGAAACAUAAUCACGCGGAAACAUUAAAACAUUCAAUACCUCCUGAAUAAAGGCCUACUGUACCAGUAUCAGCAUGCAUUCUCAUUAUUAUUCUCUGCUAGCCUUUUUCAUCUCUUCAUUGAAUCAAUACUGAACAUCCUUGUAUAGAGAAAUCCUUUAGCUUUUAGUUCAUUAAUUUUUUGUUAGUGUGUGGGUACAAUGUGGCUCGGUUUGUUGUACAGUAAGAGACAUGUUUGCCAGAACUGCACUUAUCAAGCCACCCAGAUGUUAGGUUUUAACUGGUCUUUCAUGUCAAUAGGGCCUUUUCAUUGCAGUUUAUGUCACAGUGCUCUCUCUCCAUCUUUCUUUUUCUCCCUCUCUCUCUCACUCUCUGUGAUCAUUCACACGUCCUAAAUGCCUUCAACUUCUAUAUGUUUAUUAGAUUAGCUAUACACAAGUUUAGCUAGUUACAUGAUGCUUACAACUGUCUUGAACCAAAGUGCUGAAUGUAAAUACUCUGUGGUCGACUAUGUCCACGUUCAUGAAAUCAUAACAUGGCACCGUCAACAAAUAGGAACACACCAUACCCAAAGGUAAAAUCAAAGCUAUACAAUGAGCAGACAUGGUUUUAUGUAUUUCUGUAAAUAGGCUUCAAACACAAACUGAUAUGCCAAACGGUCAGCUCUGAAAUAAAUCGCCCUCUUUAUUGUCAUUGUUUGAUCGACAUAUUUGUUUUUCUCAAUGUUUUAACAGGAUAUAAAUGUUCUUCUAUUAAAUGAAUAAAAAACA
This is a messenger RNA of Osmerus eperlanus (European smelt), 5966 nucleotides long. It is a transcript of the gene brinp2, whose product is annotated as bone morphogenetic protein/retinoic acid inducible neural-specific 2. NCBI's taxonomy places the organism in Eukaryota, Metazoa, Chordata, Actinopteri, Osmeriformes, Osmeridae. Gene Ontology annotation, cellular component: dendrite; cytoplasm; neuronal cell body. The coding region runs from base 795 to 3140 and encodes 781 amino acids. The record is from RefSeq and is a predicted model, not a curated record. Gene Ontology annotation, biological process: positive regulation of neuron differentiation; negative regulation of mitotic cell cycle; cellular response to retinoic acid. The transcript has 8 exons.